Messenger RNA from Zingiber officinale, 798 nucleotides. Its product is annotated as MADS-box transcription factor 50-like. Gene Ontology annotation, biological process: regulation of transcription by RNA polymerase II. The record is from RefSeq and is a predicted model, not a curated record. The transcript is spliced from 6 exons. NCBI's taxonomy places the organism in Eukaryota, Viridiplantae, Streptophyta, Magnoliopsida, Zingiberales, Zingiberaceae. Gene Ontology annotation, cellular component: nucleus. Gene Ontology annotation, molecular function: RNA polymerase II cis-regulatory region sequence-specific DNA binding; DNA-binding transcription factor activity, RNA polymerase II-specific; protein dimerization activity. The coding region runs from base 240 to 797 and encodes 185 amino acids.
AGUUUUAUGGCCAAAUAGGUGGGGGCGCAGCGGCUGCCUGUGUGGCUCCGAGGCGUCACCAGGUCACUGGAAGGCACCCUCCGCCGCUCCUUUUUCUCGAUCCCCUGUCUGAUAGCCUCGAUUCCUCACGUCCUUCCUCCAAUCCGUCCUUGUCGUUCUUCGCGUGGCUGCUGAUCGAUCGGAACCUUGCUCGGUGGUUUUAUAGCUAGCAUUUGGGGUUCAGGUGUGCGUAGAUUGACAUGGUGAGGGGGAAGACGCAGGUGAAGAAGAUAGAGAACCCGGCGAGCCGGCAGGUGACCUUUUGCAAGCGUCGGGGCUGUCUGCUGCAGAAGGCCUUGGAGCUCUCCGUCCUCUGCGAUGCCGAGAUCGGCCUCAUCGUCUUUUCUGCUCGUGGGAAGCUCUACGAAUUCGCUAGCUACAGGUAUGAGGUGGCAAAUACGUCGCAGAAGAUUGAACAUCUUGAAGCACAUAAACGGAAGAUCUUAGGUGAAAAUUUGGAAUCAUGUUGUUUGGAGGAACUACAUGAACUGGAGACCACGAUAGAAAACAGCUUGCGCAGCAUAAGAGCAAGACAGAAUCAAAUACUAGAGCAGCAGGUUGUACAUUUUCAAAAGGAGGAGAGUAGCCUGAUGAAGCAGAAUGGAUUACUACGUGAGCAGUGUUGCAAGUUGGAACCAGAGCUACCAUUUGCAGUUUCAAAGGAAGCGAUUCGAAAUGACACAGCCACAGCCACUCAACGAAACGAAGUAGAAACAGAGCUUUGCAUUGGCUGUCCUGGAGUAGGAAACAGCAACUGAA